AUGUUGCAGAAGACCUACGGUGAAUCGUGCAUGUCAAAAACACAGGCAUAUGAAUGGUAUAAAGCAUUCAAAGAGGGCCGAGAAGUGGUAGUUGAUUUGCCUCGUUCUGGUCGACCUGCGACGUGUACGAACGACGAAAACAUCGACAAAAUCAAGAAGCUGGUGCUCGAAAAUCGUCGUAUGAGUCUUAGAGAGUUGGCUGAAGAGGUCAACAUAUCUUUAAAGUCCGUUCAUAACAUUAUGACUGAUAUUUUGGGCAUGAAACGGGUCGCCGCACGACUGGUACCAAAAGAGCUCAAGUUUCUCCAAAAACAGCAUCGUUGUGCAAGAGUUUUUGGCUAA
Dufourea novaeangliae is the source of this 342-nucleotide messenger RNA. RefSeq lists its product as uncharacterized. NCBI's taxonomy places the organism in Eukaryota, Metazoa, Arthropoda, Insecta, Hymenoptera, Halictidae. The record is from RefSeq and is a predicted model, not a curated record. The transcript has a single exon. The coding region runs from base 1 to 342 and encodes 113 amino acids.